AACUUGACGUGCUUCUAUAAAUACACCUUGGAUGCAUGGACUCGUCACUUCAUUCACCACCGUUACCAUUCAUUCGCUCUCUCAGUUUUCUUUCAUCACCAACGCAGCAAAGCACGACGAUGGAGAAGGAGAAGAAGAUGUUCGUGUUGAAGAGCUCCGAUGGUGAAUCCUUUGAAGUCGACGAAGCGGUGGUACUUCAGUCGCAGAUCUUGUCGAAUCUUGUUGAAGAUUGCGAAACCGCUACUGCACACAAGACGGCGGAAGUCACAGGCAAGAUCCUCGCGAAGGUGGUCGAAUACUGCAAGAAUCACGUCGCUGUAGUCGCCGGUAGCGAGUCUUCUUCCUCCUCCUCCGGUGAUGCUCUCAAGAAGUGGGACGCUGAGUUCAUCACGCAGAUGGAUCUGUCCACGGUCUAUGAUCUCCUCAUGGCUGCGAACUACCUAAGCAUCGAAGGUCUAUUUGAUCUCACGUGCCAGAGAGUCGCUGAUGAGAUCGCAGCAUGCAAAGACCAUAAGGAGAUUCGCGCAAAGCUCGGCAUCGUGAGUGACUACACAGCAGAGGAAGAAGCAGAGGUUCUCAAGGAGAACGCGUGGGCUUUUGAUUGAUGAAUGAGCGGGUUAAUCUAAACCCUAGCUACUCUUUUCUUUUCGAAUCUUUGUUUAGUGUGUGUGUUUUCGAUGCUUUAGAUUGUACAUAGCUUUCUUGGGUUUGAUUCUGUGAAUAUGAACCUUUCUUGACGCUUAA
Molecule: messenger RNA, 744 nt
Organism: Raphanus sativus (radish)
Lineage: Eukaryota; Viridiplantae; Streptophyta; Magnoliopsida; Brassicales; Brassicaceae
Product: SKP1-like protein 13
Exons: 1
Coding region: 36-605 (189 amino acids)
Biological process (GO): SCF-dependent proteasomal ubiquitin-dependent protein catabolic process
Cellular component (GO): cytoplasm; nucleus
Molecular function (GO): cullin family protein binding
Source: RefSeq, a predicted model, not a curated record